GGCCUUUUGUUUCCACUGCAGGUGGACUGAAGUGACAGAUUUCUUGUAGUUCAGAUUCCAGCUGUUCAACUGAAGGCAAACACCAUGUUCGGGUUUUCUGUAAUCGUCUGUGCUGCUCUGAUAUUUGGCGUCACAGCAAAGCCAUAUAAACCCUUGAAUGAACUUGAGAAUGAAGCAUACCAGAUUGCUGUUAUGUCCAUAGAUGACAAAGGAAAGAUGUCCUGGGGAAUGCAAGUGGAGCCUCCAGAGGACAUGGAUAAGACUGACUAUAACAUGGACCGUCCUGUUUUCAGUGAACCUGAGCAGGACUGGGAUGAUGUCUACCACAAAGAGAGAGAGAAGCUGAUGGCAUAUCUGGCCCCAAUGAUGGCUGAGCGCAAGGCCCGUGCAAAGGUCCGUGCUGGGUACUCUGAGCCGGAGAGGGAUGAAGACGAGCUGUACCAUAAGGACGAGCAGUUGUUGCCUGUGCGGAUGGAGAUGCUGAAACACGAGGUCAGGGGUGCAAGUGAUGUCAGAGUUCACCUCGAACCAGAGGAGGACUUUGACGAACUGUACCACCAAGAUGUCCCCCAGCCCGUCCCUUACCAACGUGUCGCUGAGGCCGCCGCUCCUGCUGACGUGCCGUUUCAGAGGAAGCACAGCGAACCCGAGGAAGAUCUGGAUGAUCUUUACCACCAGUGAUCUUUAAUAACUCCCCCUGUCUUGAUCCUUAACUUUUUGAAUCAGACAUAGCCGAUACGCUGUUGCUACGACAGGGACAUAAAUGUGUCUUCUGACUCCAUUAAACUGUUGAAAAGAAUGAACAGUGUUGCCCAUACUGUAUGUAUUUACAGUAGCUGAUAAAGAUACUGUAACACCAA
Molecule: messenger RNA, 860 nt
Organism: Acanthopagrus latus (yellowfin seabream)
Lineage: Eukaryota; Metazoa; Chordata; Actinopteri; Spariformes; Sparidae
Exons: 4
Coding region: 85-681 (198 amino acids)
Source: RefSeq, a predicted model, not a curated record